GCCGUUAGGUUCGCACAUGCGCAGUAGGAAGCUCCUGGCCCAGAUCUAGGAAUCCUGCUGCAUCUGGAUUCACUUGUGUGCAUCCUGUGCUCUUUCUCCCCUCUGCUCCUACCCUCCCUUCCUUUCCCUCUCUCAUCAGGAUUGGUGGAGACCAAUUUCUUGGAGAUAGUUGCUAACAACUGAGUUGACAAAGGCAACAGCUGAUGUUGGCAAGAGACACCAAGAGGCUGUUUUUCACCAGUGCAUACCGAAAAACAGCCUGCCUAAACACAGUCAUCUAUCAUAAGAGUUUCUCCAGUACAGAUUAAGCAGGAGGAAAAGGAGGAUGCCAGUCUUCAGGCCAGCCUCUGGCCCAGCCUUCAGGCCAGCCUUUAGGUCGGCCUCAAGCAUCCGAUCUGAUAGCAGCGAUGUGGACGUGCUUGCGGGAGUUGAGUUGGCUAAACUUCAGCGCCAGGUCCGUAUCUUAGAGAGCAACCGUCGUGCCUAUGUUGUGGAAUCCCGUGAGAUCAUGCGCCGACAAAUGGACCAGGUGAAGCGCCUGCGGAGGGAGAAUGAAGACCUGGUACGCAGGCUAGUUGUGGCUCAGAACCGUGUCAACCGGAGGCAGGAUCAAUCCACAUGUGACACUCUCCGUUCCUUGUUGAGCCAGCGGGAUGAGGCGCUACAGCAAAUCACAGAAGAGAAGAAGCAGUUAGCCCUACUUGAUAAAGAGAUCCAAGCCUGGAAAAAACGUUUGGAUGACCAAAAGCAGUCGAUAGGCAGAGCGAGAGCGAGACAGGUCCGGCAACAGAAAAUGCAAUUGCAGAAGAGGACACAGACAGCAAAGAACCAGCUAUACAAGGUCUCUACAGAUUUCAGUUCUCGGCUGGUCUUGAAUUCCCAGUUACGUGAUGAUAUAGAAACUCUCCAGAUUGACCACAAACGCUUUCAACAGCAACACAAGCAGCUAGAGACGGAGAUGCUUGAGGCUCGUAAAGCCGUGGCAACCAUGGUCAGCACAUCCGCGGCCGCCUACGAAGCAAGGGAUGAAGCACAGGCUCGUUUAACACAGCUGAAGGAAAAGGCUGAGAGAGAUCGCCGGCAAUACGAAAUAGAAAUGAAAGAGUUGCUCCGCCUCCAGGAGAAUGACCGCCGUGUGUCUGAAUUCAUUGCUGUUAAGCUUCAAGAGAGGGCUAUCACUGAAGAGGCAAUGCUAGCUAAGAAGAAGAAAGAGCAAAAGCGCAAACAGGACCCGGAUGAGGAGGAGCUUAAAUCUUAUAAUGAUGUCGUGAAUAAAAUUCUGGAAGUAACUGGAACAACAGACCUAAAGGCUGCGUUGGACAGAUACAUUCAAGUGGAAGAGCGGAACUUUGCCCAGUUCAACUAUGUCAACGAACAAAACAAUCAGAAGGAACUGUUACAGGAACAAAUCAAAAAGCUUCGCCAUAAGAUAGAAGAGGUCAAAAAGCGGGAGAGCCAGAAAGAGGCGGAACGGCGUUCUCAGCUUAAACAGGUUGAAGCCCAACAGGAGGAAGCUGCCAAAGAGGCAAACCACCUUGAGUCGAAGCUUAAAGGUGUCAGCAAGAUUUGGGAGCAGAUCAAAAAUGAAAUUGAGUCUCUCUUUUGGAAGCUGCAGUGUGAUCAGGCAGCCUUGGAGCACAUUCUAGGGGGGACAACAGCCGUCCGCAAUGAAAAUGUUCCAAUCUACCUUAGCUCAAUUGAAAAGAAGACCAGUGAGCUGUUGGCAAUGUAUUCCUUAAUGCUUGCUGAGGAACAAGACAAGCCUUUUGAUACUGUGGAAACAGUUCAACUGAUUCUGGGGCAGAACUUUCAGAAGCAGCCUCAAGCGAUCCACCCGCGACCACCUUCUACUGGGCAUAAGCAUGAUCCCAUAGCAGAAGAAGACCAGAAACCCUUAACACAUGAAGAGCUCAAAGAAAAAGUUAUGAAGGAUAUUCUCAGCAAACCGGCAGCACUUACGCUAAAGAAAAGCAGCCAGUCGGAUAUUGCAAAUGUGCAUUAUGGGUCAAGUGCGACAAAGAAGUAUACACACUCCUCUCAAUUUGAGUAGGAAUUCCGUCACAGUCUGAGGCAUGACAUGCUAAGGACAGAAGCUGUGCUCAUGGGCAAGGUUGCCUUACGGUGUGAUCUCCUCCCUGCUUCACUGCCUCGUAACACCAGUGACUUCAGCAGAAGCAGCCUUCCUCACAGUUGGGAUGACAAGUGUGGCUUGUUGUCACCUUCGGCCUGCAGGGAUCUCGGUCUGUCGGGUGGAUCCUGGAAGAUCUGUCUUCGCCUGGAGAAUUGCCUUCCUGGCUGAUUAGGAUAGAUGGGUUGUGUCAUCGAUACCAAACAUGUUUGGCUUGUAUAGAUACAAGACUCUUCAGUCUAUUGCCAUACUGUACUCAAGUUCCUUGACUUGACGCCGCUUCCUCUGGGAAAGAGAGAAUAUGUUUAUGAUCUGCUCCUCGCUUGUAAUACUAUCCUAUUAAGGAAGUUGUCCGGUGGGGUCUCUCAUCUAGCAAACAGACACUUUAGGUUAGCCUGUGGGCAAGACAACCUAGCUCCCUAAUGCUAAAAAAGGUCACUGUUCAACAAGAAGCAGUCAGCUGAAGCUUAGGUUGCUGUGAGUUUUUCAGACUGUGUGGCAUGUUUCGCCUGCAUCUGUGACCGUCAUCUUCAGAGGUCUGAUGGAAGCGAGGCAAGUGGAGUGUAUAUAAUAAUAAUAAUCAUCAUCAUCAUCAUGUCUCUAAAAUAGAAAUAAUAAUCAUAAUCAUAAUAAUAAAUGAAUACCUGUGGAAUUUCCACAUUGGGAGAAAGAACCCAUGUCUGUUUAAAGCCAUUGUGAAUGUUGCAAUUAGCA
This is a messenger RNA of Anolis sagrei ordinatus, 2842 nucleotides long. RefSeq names its product outer dynein arm docking complex subunit 1 (gene ODAD1). Lineage: Eukaryota; Metazoa; Chordata; Lepidosauria; Squamata; Anolidae. Gene Ontology annotation, cellular component: axoneme. Gene Ontology annotation, biological process: outer dynein arm assembly; cilium movement. The record is from RefSeq and is a predicted model, not a curated record.